GUGCUAAGUAGAUCAGCUGGAUCAUUCAUAUUUCCAUUGAGGUCGGUACUAUCGCGCACUGAAGAUGACUGCAGCGCUACAGUCAGGCGCUUAAAGGGGAAUAGAGAAGAAACACCCUUAAGUGCUUCAAAGGCUUGUAACCAUGGAAACAAGAAAUCCUAGACCCAGCCCUCAAGGUCUAGUCUCCCAGGAUGAUGGUGGUCUGUGGAUGGACUCCAACCCUGUGACAGACCACACAGAGAGCCCAUCUGUAACCCACGGUGAUAGGCUCCAAGAUGAAACCAAUGUCACCCCCCCUGCCCCUGCAGUGAUCCCUAGGUACUACAGUGUGAUGGAUGAUGAGGGUGCAGAUGAUGUCUUCAUCCCACCACCUCCUCCACCCUACAUGGCUCCUUUGCUGCCGGCAGAGGGCAGCACAGAUGCAACAGUGAAUAAUUCCAGUGUGAGCCCUUCAAAUGGGGCAGCUGACGCCACAGAGGCUAAAGCUAAUCCCAGUGGCUUAGACUGGCAUCAUGAUGAGAAGCAGUUAAUGGCAACACACGAGGUGGAUGAAAUGAUAGCAAGUACAACGCAUACUUCUAAGGAGUCUAUGGACAACAUAUCUCUGUCCAAAGACAAGGACUCCACUCUACCAAAAGAUCAAGACCAAACAUCCAUGGAGGGGACAGGUAGUCUGAUGGAAACAUGUUAUGAUCGAUCCGGAAGACACCAUCUGGAUAACUCUACAGGAGGCGAAGAAUCAAAUGGGGAACCUGAGGAUAUUGUCAUUUUGAGUGGAGGUCAGGAAAACUGGAAGGAAAUUGAAGCGGAAAGUGAGACACAUUUUGACAAAGACGGAGACAAAACAAAAUCGGAGGAUAUUUGUGGUCUUGCUGAGACAGACUCAAAGCUAACAACGGGAAAUGUUGGCUGCGACGGUGUGGAGACAAAUGCCCCAAAACCAUCUAGCCUCAGUGUGGAUGAUGAUGAUUUUGAGUCCUGCGGGCCACCAGAGCUCUGCAAAUGCAACCAAAACAAGAUGGAUGCACAAACCAAUCAGCCACAGGUACCAGAAAUCCCAACAGAGGUGUCCAAUGAUGACGAAGAGCAUGUUGACACCAGAUCUUUGAACUAUAAUCUCACAAAGUAUGACUGGGUGAGGAGAGAAAGUGGUGCUAGCGAAAGCCAAGUGCCCCAACUCCCCAUCUCUGAAGGCUCUGAAGAGAUGGUGACAAAGGGAGAGCAGGGAGACGGAAGCAGGAGAAUAGCUACUGAUAUCCAACAAGGAGAGCAACUGCUUCAACGUUUGCAAAAGGUGCAGCUACGGCAUGAUGUAAGUAUACCAGAGAGCCCUCGUACCUCCCAGCAGGUUGUCCAAGACACAAGAGGUGAGACAAAGGGUGUGCUCAAGACUGAAGUAGAUGAUUUGAAAACCAGAGAACGGGAUCUGACAGGUGAUGAUGAGAAGGAAGAGAGUAGAUCUCACACUGUUGAUGAUGAGGGAGCAAAGACGAACCUGAUGGAGAAGGAAAAGAAUGAAAAGCAUGAGAGUAAAGACAUUGACACAAAAGCAGGGAUGUCUUUGUCCUUAAUGCUUGUAGGGCCAGAGCAUCACAUGAUCGGCAGAACAAAGGCAAGAGACUCUGAUGAUGAUCAAAGUGACAGCUGGGUACCUGCAGAUUUGUCUCCCAUCAACCCCCAUGAAACAUCUUACACCCAAGUUCCUUUUCCAUCCAGCCACCACAGAUUCUCAUCCGCUAAGACCUCUAUUGAGAGACAGAUCCAUGAGGCAACCCAGGAGAAGCAGAACCUGCAGAGAGCUGGUGGUCUCUUCAACCUUGCAGAUAAUCCAGAUGUGCUAGAGAUCCCCUUUAAGACCAAUAUCUUGCUUCAGCCACUUACCACCAUGGUUGGCCCAGGCCAGCGCAGCGACUGGCAGUUCUCCGAGCAGAAGAUGCAGAAGGAGAUAAGUCAAGAGAUUCAGAGAGAACUGGUGCUGGUCAACCAGGGGAAGAUCCCAGGGGGAUACAGCAAAGGGGAAGUUCGGCAAUUAAAGGAGACAAAACUGCUGUUUGAGGCUUUCCAGCAGGAUAACACGGAGGGUCCAACAAGGCACCGGAAGCCCCCAACCUCAUUGAUGAAAGGUCAUGUUUACCCUUCUGUACUAGAGCGCACACGAAGCCUAGAGAUGUUUUCAUUCAAAAAUCGCCGCGUUUCCAGAGCACAUUCCCUUAGGCUGUGCAAAUCAGCGACAUCUGAGAUGGAGAAAUGUCCUGAAGUCUCAAGAUCAAAGAGCCCAACUGGUGGUUCUCGAGACAAAACACUCUUAUACCCCUACCCAACACAAGACAAGCGCGUGCGCCUGUACGGAAGCAUGGACUCCUUAAGCACUGAUGCCUCUAAGUCAGCAAUGGAGACAAGGAACAAAACUAGGGAAGGAAACACGACACAAGACUCUCUCAUCCUCGAGCAAAACCCCUUCUACAAGUUGCGUCCAGCCCUGGCUCUGCAGCCAGAAGUAGAGAAGGACAUCCGGGAGGCCAAAGAAAGAGAGGAGGAGCUGCGCAGACAGAGAUGCACUCUGUACGGAGAGAAUAUGCCGAAUAGUGGCGACGAGUCACAAUUCACACCAACGCUCGUACCAGAUGACAGGCAGCAGUCCAGGGGGAAACUGGAACGGGUUUGGCCACCGCCCUCCAAGAAAGACCAGAUGAAAUCUGAGCAGACACAGCAGGAGCCAAAAGUUCACAAAGCAGGAGGCCAGAAGGCUCCUCUGUGGCAACGCUGGGAGUCAGGCCUGAUCAACGGGCAGCCGCCAAAGGAAAAGAACUGAUAUUAGCCAUCAUGAUGUCUUCAACAUUACAAAUAGAAUAUCUACAAUCUGCAAUGCUAGAGCUAUGCAAGUCCAAGAUUAAUCAAUAUAACCAAAAUCCUGAAAGUAGUUCCAGCUUGAAUGCUUUCUGGCUCUUCUAACUCUGCUUUGUAUCUUUGUCAAAUAUACUUUUUUGAUAUCUUUAAACAGUAGUUUAAAUAGUUUUAUUCAUAUAAGUAUCACUUCAAUCAUUCUCUUCAUCAUUUUUCUCUUUUAAUCCCAUCAACUGAGUUAUGUAAACAAUACCAGUCCUUUUACUGUAGUCACAGGGUUAAUGGAUUUUUAAUGGGAUGCCAAAUUUCAAUUUACAGUUCAACAAAUUGGGAAACAAUGUUGUAAUGAUGAUGUCCAUUUGUACGUUUCUUCUUCGAUGCAGUUCCCAAUGCAAAUUUCCAAUUGAUCUUUUGCUUUGGGUUUUGAAUAAAUUAAGAAGUUUAUUUCCACAACAGAA
This is a messenger RNA of Siniperca chuatsi (mandarin fish), 3302 nucleotides long. RefSeq lists its product as uncharacterized. Lineage: Eukaryota; Metazoa; Chordata; Actinopteri; Centrarchiformes; Sinipercidae. The transcript has 4 exons. The record is from RefSeq and is a predicted model, not a curated record. Bases 143 to 2812 code for a protein of 889 amino acids.